AAGGGUGGGGAGGGGAGUACCCUUGCUGCCUUCCAGGAGCCUUUCUUUUAUUCCAGUACUAUCGAUUCUGAGAGAUCUUUCUCUAGUUUUGCUACCGAGAAAAAAACCUACUCCAGUUUGGUCUGGCAACCCAUCAGCUUCUCCCGUUGCACACUGGUUUAUCCCAAGAUGGACGCGGGAGCUCGGCGGCCCUGAGGCUCAGCCCGCGUGAGAGGGAGUAGAGCGGGGCGCUGGGGGCGGUGGCAGCGGGUCUCCUCGCCGGCGGGCAGCCCGGCCUGCCCUCGCGCCAUGCCUCACAAGAAAAAGAAACCCUUCAUAGAGAAGAAGAAAGCUGUAACUUUUCACUUAGUGCACAGAAGUCAGAGGGAUCCGCUUGCUGCUGAUGAUACAGCACCCCAAAGAGUUCUGCUGCCUACACAGAAAGGGCAUGAGGAGCAAAGGCGGGAAGAGCAGCGGAAGUAUGGAGUCUUCUUUGAUGAUGACUAUGACUAUUUGCAGCAUCUAAAAGAAGCCUCUGGUCCCUCUGAACUUGUCCCUUCUGUACGUGGACAGCAGAGCAGAAUUGUUGUCACAAGUGAGGGGCACAUAGAAGAUGAAAUUCAGCGAGUUCCAGCUCCAUCUAUUAAGUUGCCUUCCUCAGUAUUUGCCACAGAGUUUGAAGAGGAUGUGGGCUUGUUAAAUAAAGCUGCUCCUGUUUCAGGACCACGGCUCGACUUUGACCCUGAUAUUGUUGCAGCUCUGGAUGAUGAUUUUGAUUUUGACAAUCCAGAAAAUAUCUUGGAAGAUGACUUUGUUCUACAAGCAAAUGAACCACAGAAAGGGAGAUCGGAUGCUGAGGAUGAAGAUGAAUGGGAAGAUGUGGAGGAAGACAGUGAUGAUAAAGACUGUGAUUCAGAGGGUCCUUUAUCAGAUGAUGGGUUUAAUGGACAAGCCAAAGAAUUUCUUUUUAUGCAAGAAGAAACCAGGAGUCGUUUCACAGAAUAUUCUAUGAGUUCUUCAGUAAUGAGAAGGAAUGAGCAGUUAACCUUGUUGGAUGACAGAUUUGAGAAGUUUUUUGAACAAUUUGAUGAAGAUGAAAUUGGAGCCUUGGAUAAUGUGGAGUUAGAAGGUUACAUUAACACAGACAAUGCUCGGUUGCAGGAAGUCUUGAAUGAUUACUACAAAGAGAAAGCAAAGAAUUGUGUGAAAUUGGAUACUCUUGAACCAUGUGAAGAUUUAGACUCUGCCAUGAAUGAAGAAAGUGAGGAAGAAAAGGAAGAAACAGUAGCUGUAGUUGUUGAGGAACCAAAGGAAAAGUGGGAUUGCGAAUCCAUUUUGAGUACAUACUCAAACUUAUAUAAUCACCCAACGCUUAUUAAGGAGCCAUCAAAGCCCAAACCAGUAAAAAUUUCCCAGAAGACUGGAAUCCCCCUGCAUAUCCUGCCUCAGAAAGGCCCUACUGCCAAGCAGGUUGAACGCAUGCAGCUGAUCAAUGCCAGUGACUUGCCAAGAGCAUCGAUGCAGCCCCGUUCCAAAGAUGAGAGCAAAGAGGAUCGCAAAGCGAGGAAACAGGCAGUGAAAGAGGAGCGCAAGGAACGCAGAAUGGAGAAGAAAGCCAACAAGCUGGCCUUCAAAUUGGAGAAAACAAGGCAAGAAAAGGAGUUGCUCAAUCUGAAGCAGAACGUUCAAGGACUGAAGCUGUCUUGAUGAAACAGAGGAACCUUUUGUGGAAACACCCUUAAGUUUUUAUUUGUAUUGAGAAGGGAACUGCUUACUCAGAUCUUUGCCAGUCGGGCACAAAGGGGGUUAUUCAGACAUCACUGUAACAAGAACCAGUAGCUUGUCAUCUUUCUGAAAUGGAAGUUCUUCAUAAACCAGUGUAACACUGAUGUCUGUUCUGUCACGAGUGCCACGGCAACUGUUGCAAACUUUCCUUACCGUAGAAAUGUAUUGAAAUGAUAAAAACCUAUUUUUCUUACAAGCUACCACUGGACAGAGUUUUAUAUCUAUAUGUUUGAAUGUGGUCAACGAAUCAGCAGGAUUCUACAGAUUUGAUAUGAUAAGAUUCCUCUAUUAAAUUAUUUCC
Colius striatus (speckled mousebird) is the source of this 2065-nucleotide messenger RNA. RefSeq names its product LTV1 ribosome biogenesis factor (gene LTV1). NCBI's taxonomy places the organism in Eukaryota, Metazoa, Chordata, Aves, Coliiformes, Coliidae. Gene Ontology annotation, cellular component: nucleus; cytosol; preribosome, small subunit precursor. Bases 289 to 1686 code for a protein of 465 amino acids. Gene Ontology annotation, biological process: ribosomal small subunit export from nucleus; ribosomal small subunit biogenesis. The record is from RefSeq and is a predicted model, not a curated record. The transcript has 11 exons.